UCUACUUCUAUAUGUAUCAUUCUUAUUCUGCCAUGUAUAUUUCUCAUAAAUGCUGUAUUUUACAUAUAUAUAUAAAACGUAGAGACAUACCCGACCCUCGGGCCUCGUUAUCUAAUUCUAGACCUUCGGUAAAGAAGAAGUGGUUAUUAGACGUCUUUAUCUUACUUACCGGGUAUCUAGUUGGCAACCAAGGCAGGGCGUAUGGAUCAAAACUGCUUCUUAACACUCCAGAAAUCUAUGACUAAAAUAUGAGUUAGGGCCUAGGUACUCUCCCGCUCAUCAAGAUGGAGGAUGCAGGCCUAAAUAACAGCAUCGACGAGCAUUCACAAGCUGUCGAUGGCUUAAAUCAUGACGAGGUUGGGGAGAGAGGUAUCAAGCAUGACAAGAUUCAUCUCGAUCCUAGCCGUUAUUGGUUUAUGUCGGCUGCGUUUCCCAUGAUAGCUGCUACCCUAGGUCCCGUAGCUUCAGCCUUCAGUAUAUGCUCGCUUGUCAAGUAUUGGCGGCAGCAUAUCCCUCCUGGGUCCGACGUUACUAAAGCAGAGUAUGUUAAGGACCCUCCAUGGCUAACAGCAGUGAAUGCCGUCCAACUAGCUCUAGCUAUAGUUGCGAACAUGUUUCUCCUACUAAACAUGACGAGGAGGGUGCGGUUUUCGAUUGCGCAACCCAUAACGAUAGUCGGUUGGUACAUAUCAGCAAUAUGUCUCAUAGCCCUGUGUGCUACAGCAUCUGGACCGUUAGAACUCCAACCGGAGAUUGAAUAUGUUUGGUCUCAAGCCUUUUAUUACGGCUUGUUUGCAGCUGUCCUCUACUUCUUAGUUGCCUCUCUUAUGGCCGUCACGGCCUGGGGCGCUCUAACCGGGCACUACGGCAAGGACUUUGAGUUGACAACUAGCCAGAGGACUUUGAUGCUUCAGACCAUCCUCUUCCUCGUCUACCUACUCUUAGGUGCUUUUGUCUUCUCCAAGAUUGAGGGCUGGAACUACCUUGAUGCUAUAUAUUGGGCGGACGUCACUCUCUUCACAGUUGGCUUCGGGGAAAUAUCCCCACAGACUACCCUUGGGCGUGGUCUUCUCGUUCCAUACGCGCUGAUUGGUGUUAUCAGCCUUGGUUUGGUAAUCGGGUCUAUCCGGAGCAUGAUUCUUGAGCGCGGCAAGCAUAGGCUCAGCGCACGCAUGCUAGAGAAGCAACGACGGCAAUUAAUACGGCGCGUCAAGCGGAAAGGACAUGGUGAUAUCCUUGAACCGAUCGAUGACGAAGCUUCAGACCAAUCUCCUUCAAAUGCUCCCUUGACAGAAUUUGAACGCCGCCGGAAAGAAUUCAAACUCAUGCGUAAGGUUCAACGACGAGCAUUAAGAAAAGAAAGAUGGACUGCUAUGACAAUAUCUCUUAUUGUUUGGCUACUGCUCUGGGUCGUAGGUGCCAAGAUUUUCCAAGAAUGCGAGUACCCCUAUCAAGGAUGGUCCUUUUUCGACGGUUUUUAUUUCUCAUUCACAGCAUUGACCACAAUCGGGUAUGGUGACCUCACCCCAGUGUCGAAUUCAGCCAAGCCCUUCUUUGUAUUCUGGUCCCUGCUUGCCGUGCCCACUAUGACGGAUCUUAUAUCAAACGCGGGGGACACGAUCGUGAAGGGCAUUGAAGAUGGUACCCUUCUACUCGGAAAUCUCACAAUAUUGCCCGGAGAUUAUGGUUUUAAGAACGAAAUAAAGCAGUUGCUGUCAAAACUGUCCUGCGGCAUGUUGUUUAUGGACUACGAUGUCGAAGAAACACCCCCGGGCUUUUUAGGAGCAGCGCACGAGCAGCCCAAAGAUGACGAGGAUGACGACGAAGAAGAUGAAGGGAGGGCUUCUAAUUCAACUGAUAUCAAUAAUGCAGAAAGCAACCAGAGGGCCCAGGAGGAUGUUGAAAAGGGAGAAUCACCAUCUUCACGCAAGUCUCUGCCCACCCAAAGACUAGACACGAACUCAAACUCACCAAGACGCUCCGUCUCCGUAGCCCGAGAAAGCCUACCCACCGAACUCCCCAAAUCCCGCGCCGAGUACCACCUCGUCCUAAUCGACGAGAUAAUCCGCGUGACUAAGCACCUGCGGCACUCGCCGGAGCGCAAGUACACAUUUAAGGAGUGGGCGUGGUACCUCCGACUCAUCGGCGAGGACGAAAGCAGCGCCGAGAAACACCGCCGACCCGAGCACCAGCCGCCGGAGUUACGCGGCCCCAGAUCCUCUACAGACGACGAAGACAGCAAUAGUACCAACGAAAAUGACGGCGAAGAAGAAGCGAGUCCCGCGGAAAAACCGUGGAGCUGGGUCGGACACCGAAGCCCGCUCCUAGAUCCCCGGGAGGAAGCGGAGUGGAUUUUAGACAGGCUAGAGCAGAAGCUUAGAGAAGAGUUGGAGGACGUCGUUAGGAAGGAAAGCGGGAAGAAGAAAGGCCGGGAUAAGCUGAGAAGAGUCAAAGAGGAAGAGCGGCAGAACGAGGAGAAGGAGAAGAAGAAGACGUCGGGUUACCACUAACCCACGCAUCUGGUCGAAUUCGAGUGACUAGGUACCUAGGCAUAUAAUCAAAGAAAAGAGUAUACCUACGCAUUAUACAUACCGAUGAAUAAGUACGAAUAAAUGAA
Messenger RNA from Daldinia vernicosa, 2617 nucleotides. Its product is annotated as voltage-gated potassium channel. The coding region runs from base 285 to 2510 and encodes 741 amino acids. NCBI's taxonomy places the organism in Eukaryota, Fungi, Ascomycota, Sordariomycetes, Xylariales, Hypoxylaceae. Gene Ontology annotation, molecular function: potassium ion leak channel activity. The record is from RefSeq and is a predicted model, not a curated record. Gene Ontology annotation, biological process: stabilization of membrane potential; potassium ion transmembrane transport. The transcript has 4 exons. Gene Ontology annotation, cellular component: membrane.